Molecule: messenger RNA, 2276 nt
Organism: Melospiza georgiana
Lineage: Eukaryota; Metazoa; Chordata; Aves; Passeriformes; Passerellidae
Gene: C2CD2
Product: C2 calcium dependent domain containing 2
Exons: 14
Coding region: 55-2172 (705 amino acids)
Source: RefSeq, a predicted model, not a curated record
CCCGCCGGGCGCGCCUUGGACCCGUCCGGAGUCGCGGCCCCAUUAUGGUCAGCCAUGGCGUGGCUGCCGGGCGGGCUGGCCGAGCUGCGCUGGGGCGCGCUGGUCGCUCUCUUCGUGGCGGCGCUGGCCACGCUGGCCGUGUACCUGGUGCAGUACGCGCUGCUGGCGCUGCGGAGGGGCCGCCCGCCGCCGGCCCCCGCUCCGCCGGUGCAGCGGGACGAGCUGCUGGAGGAGGGCGGCUCGGUGCUGGCCUGGGCGCUGUCGCGGGGCAGCUGGAGGCGGCAGUGGCGGCGGGCCUGGGUGGCGGCGCUCAGAGCCGAGGCGGCGGAGCGGGCGGAUUCUCAGUUGCUUACAUUUGAGGAAGAUGACCCAGCAGAACCACUUGAGCUAGCAGUUAAAGAAGUUACCAGCAUUGUAAAGUCAGCUGGAGAGAAGGUGGUUUCUUGCAAUGUUGUGGGGGAUUCUGUGAAAUUCCUCGUUGCUGUCUCAGCCCCUCCGCCCGCGGCUGCCGAAGCUCAGUCGUAUUUUGUGAAGCUGUCCCCAGUACACCUGCAGCUUCAGCUCUCUGUGAAAGACAAAGGAGAAGAUGUCAAAGUUGAGUGGCUCCUCAUUAACACCGAUGAAAUCAACUUUGAAAUCCAGCCAGCAGUGCAGGAGGGGCAGACAGCAGGGACAUGUGCAAUAUCUGAAACACUCAGAGAUGUCUUGAAGAACCUCUUCAGCUCAGCUUCUCCAUCUGUAGAGCUGAGUGUGAGGCCUGCAGACACAAAGGAGGUUCAGAAUGUCCAGAACACACUGAGCCUUGUCCCUCAGGGCACCAGUCCUCCCAAGCCUCCGAGGGCUCACGAGCUGAAGCUGCUGCUGAGGAACAUCGCGCUGGAGCCGCCGAGCGACCUCCGUGCUGCAGGCAGCACAAACCUUGUGUGUAUAGUUCAGUUGAAUGACCCUAUGCAGAAGUUUUCCAGCUCUGUAGCCAAAAAUGCUGCACAUCCCUUUUGGAAGGAAGAGUUUAUCUUUGAACUAAGUGCCAAAUCAAAAGCAUUGCAACUGCAAAUAGUAGAAGAUGGAAAGUUGGAUAGUCCUUUAUCCGGGCAGGUGACUGUCCCUCUGGACCUGUUCAGGAAGCAGCCCUGUGGCCAGCACAGCUUUGCCCUGGGCAGAGGGGCCGGGGAGAGCAGCUCAGAGCCAGGGCCCGGGCUGGGCUCCAUCACUGCAGAGUUCUCUUUUAUAGAGCCCAGUGAAGUGAAGGCCAGGCAGGUGUCCUCUCCAGUGCUGGCCACCAAGAUCGAGAAGGACCGCACUGUGAUGCCCUGUGGCACUGUGGUCACCACUGUCACUGCUGUGAGAACCAAACCUCGCCUGGAAGGGAGAUCCUCCCCCCUGAGCUCAGAUUCUCCUGUGAAAACUCCAGUCAAAGUAAAGGUGACUGAAAAGGAUUUCAUUGUUGAAGCCCUCCAUUCUCAUGGUGCUCCAGUCAGCAAAACUUUGUCAUCUUCAGAUACAGAGCUGCUGGUACUGAACGGCACCGACCCCGUGGCAGAGGCGGCCAUUCGGCAGCUGAGCCAGUCUGCCAAGCAGAAGCUGAAGUCCCCUCGGAAGAAAAGCACCAUUAUCAUAUCAGGGGUGUCCAAGACCUCUUUAUCUCAGGACAGUGAAGCUUCACUGAUGAUGGACUAUGCUGCAGCCAUGGACAGCUCCUGCAGGGAAGCAGAUCCACCCACUGUGGCGGAAAAUGUUGCAAAAAUCACCUCUGACAAAAAGCAGUCACUGGAUGCUUCAGAAAGAGUCCCUGGCACCCACCCACAGCAAAGCACCCCCAAGACCUGGAGUUUGGAGAAUGGCAGCCAGCAGUGGGACACCAGCACACUCUUAGACCAGACCUCUGAAGAAAUAUCUGGGAGCUCAUUAAGUGUUUCAGAAACUGGGAGCAUGAAAAAAUCUAAAGGUGGCAUUUUGAAGAAAAGCGCCAAGCUGUUUUUCCGCCGGCAGCACCACCAGAAGGACCCGGGGAUGAGCCAGUCCCACAAUGACCUGGUGUUCCUGCAGCACCCCCUGGCAGAGGAGGGCCGCAAGAAGGGGGGGACACUCUCCAGAAUGCUGAGCAAGAAGCUCCUUUCCAGGAACAAGAGCAAGACCAAACUGAACGGGGCCUCGGGAGAGCCGUACCCAUGAACCCAACCCCUCUCCAUGGAUUCCUGCUCACAUGAGCACUUGUUUACAGAGCAGUCCUAGAGAAUACAAAUAUGGCUGAUGGCUUGCAUAAAAGGAUGUUCACU